AUUUUUUUGAUUAAAAUUGCGAUUUUUAUCAGGAAGGAGAGGGUGUAGAUACUAGGAAAUCGUUUGAUAUGUUCACAUAUUAACAAACGUUCCGGAUAUACAGUGCAGUGAAUAUCCAUAAAACAAUAGCUUUAGUUAAGUAAACGCUUGAUAUUCUAACCUUUGUAUUUUUGUAUUGAAUGAAAUGAUACAAAAUGCACCAAUGAACGACGUUAUAACAGAGUGACAACCGGUUUUUACUCACUUUGCAUACGCCUCUGGCAAAUAUAUAUAUAUUUAUAUAUUAUAACAGACUGUCGACCCUUACUUAUUCUUAUCGCCAGACUGCUGCAGAUAUGGUACUGAGUCUAUUGCUUCUACUAGUUGUCUACAGGUUAAAUGUAUUGGGGGAGAAAUACAUCAGUGGAGACAACAGUGAUGAGAUUGCAGCUACUCAAUAUCUUAGCUCUCAUAAUCGAGUCCUGGCAGAAAAAUGCAAUAUUGUAGUUCAAGCAGAAUGGAAUUAUGCAACAAAUAUUACAGAAGAAACCAAGAAAAAAAUGUUAGAAGAAAGCUUGAAAUAUGCCGAAUUCGUAAAGGAAGCGUGGACGAACAGUACGUCUUUCGCAUGGAAAACUUUCAAAGAUCCUCUGAUAAGACGUUGGUUUAAAAAAUUGUCUGUACUUGGUAAAGCUGCCCUCCCAGACGAUCAAUUAAGAGAGUACGAUAGCUUGAUAGCUGAUAUGAAGAACAUCUACAGCACAUCUAAAGUAUGUCCGUAUAAAAAAGAAACUGAUGAAAAGUGCAAUCUCUCGCUCGAUCCGGAAACUGAUGAAAAGUGCAAUCUCUCGCUCGAUCCGGAGUUGACAGAAAUCCUUACUAAAUCUAGAAACUAUGAAGAAUUGGCUUACGUAUGGAAAUCGUGGAGAGAUGUUUCUGGAAAACGUGUCAAGGAUAAAUAUAUUCGCUUCGUAGAACUUAGCAAUAAGGCAGCAAAAUUAAAUGGAUUCGAAGAUAUGGGUGAAAUGUGGAGAGAGAGAUACGAGUCGGACACUUUCCAGCAAGAAAUUGAACAGUUGUGGAAACAAAUACGUCCCCUUUAUGAACAACUUCACGCCUACGUUCGUAGGAGAUUGAUUAAAUUGUAUGGAAGUGACAAAAUUCGUCACGAUGGUCCAAUUCCCGCUCAUAUAUUAGGUAAUAUGUGGUCUCAAGAUUGGUCUGGAAUCUUAGAAAGCACCGUUCCUUAUCCAGAGAAACCGUCUGUAGAUAUUACACCAAAGAUGGUAGCAAAGAACAUGUCUGCUUUGGAGAUAUUUAAAACUGCUGAAGAAUUUUUCACUUCUCUGGGACUACAAGCCAUGACGACAGAUUUUUGGGAAAAAUCAAUUAUCGAAAAGCCAAAAGAUCGGGAAAUCGUUUGUCACGCUUCUGCUUGGGACUUUUGUGAUGGAAAAGAUUUCAGAAUCAAGCAGUGUACAAGCAUCAACAUGGAAGAUUUCAUUGUUACUCACCACGAAAUGGGACACAUUCAAUACUAUCAGCAAUACGCUCAUCAGCCUUGCGUUUUUAGAGAAGGAGCUAAUCCGGGAUUUCACGAAGCAGUUGGCGAUGUCUUAGCUUUAUCUGUUUCUACACCGAAACAUCUUCAAACUGUCGGUUUAUUGGAUGAAGUUGCUGAUGACGAAAAGGGAGACAUCAACUUUCUUUAUUCUACGGCCUUGUCUAAAUUAGCUUUUCUUCCUUUUGGCUAUCUCAUUGAUCUAUGGCGAUGGGGAGUAUUCUCUGGAGACAUCAAAUCUACAGAAUUAAAUACCAAAUGGUGGGAAUUAAGAUUAAAAUAUCAAGGCAUAUGUCCACCAGUAAAUAGAACUGAAAAUGAUUUCGAUCCCGGUUGUAAAUAUCAUGUUCCUGCUAACACUCCCUACGUUAGAUAUUUUGUGAGUCACGUAAUUCAGUUCCAAUUUCAUAAAUCACUAUGUGAAGCCGCUGGCCAUACCGGACCUCUUCACAAAUGCGAUAUUUAUAGAUCCAAGGAUGCCGGAAAAGUUUUGAGUCAAAUGUUGGAAUUGGGAAGUUCUGAAAUUUGGAACGAAGCCAUGAAUAUCAUGACUGGAGGAGUUACUAAUAAAAUGGAUGCAGGACCGAUGUUUGAAUAUUUCGAACCUCUGUAUCAAUGGUUGAAAGAACAGAAUAAGGAGGAAGUAAUAGGUUGGAAGAGUGACAAUCCAUUAAUUUGUCCUUAAUAUAUUAUUUGUUUUUUGCACCUAUUUUUAAUUACUUAUUUAUAUAUUUUAAUAUGUUUGAGUUCACCAGAACUUUAUGGAAAGGAUUUUAGAGUGUAGCAAAAAUGUUACGAUUUUUUAUAAUAAUUUGAUUCAAUAAAGAUAAUCAUACAAAAAAAAUUUAAAAAUAUAUACAUGUUAAUUGUAAUUUUAUUUAUCUUUUAUAUUUAUUCUUUUAAUUUUUACUUGUGCAAGGUUGUUGUUACUUCAUAAACU
Molecule: messenger RNA, 2480 nt
Organism: Centruroides sculpturatus (bark scorpion)
Lineage: Eukaryota; Metazoa; Arthropoda; Arachnida; Scorpiones; Buthidae
Product: angiotensin-converting enzyme-like
Exons: 14
Coding region: 336-2225 (629 amino acids)
Biological process (GO): proteolysis
Cellular component (GO): plasma membrane
Molecular function (GO): peptidyl-dipeptidase activity; metallopeptidase activity
Source: RefSeq, a predicted model, not a curated record